Messenger RNA from Cryptomeria japonica (Japanese cedar), 1693 nucleotides. RefSeq names its product probable aquaporin NIP5-1. The record is from RefSeq and is a predicted model, not a curated record. Gene Ontology annotation, cellular component: membrane. Gene Ontology annotation, biological process: transmembrane transport. The transcript is spliced from 5 exons. Gene Ontology annotation, molecular function: channel activity. NCBI's taxonomy places the organism in Eukaryota, Viridiplantae, Streptophyta, Pinopsida, Cupressales, Cupressaceae. Bases 611 to 1504 code for a protein of 297 amino acids.
CAGACCAUUAAAGUCUUGUCUUGUUUCGUCCCGCUUUCCAAGCCUUCUGACCAAUGCCAAGAAGUUUCUUCUUAUCAUCAUAAACUAGUCCUUGGAGACUGCCUAUUCCUGUUCUGGAACUUGUUUUUAAAUACCUUCUAUUUUGCUUCCUUCCUUGCCAAUGUCUUGUUUGCUGAGCUCCUUGACAUAACUACCAUUGUUUUGUUGUCUAUAUGUGUAGCAACCACAGGCUGAGAAGUUAGAGGAAGGUUUCAUAGUUCAUCUCUCCUAGAAUCGAUUGUGUUGGAGUUGUAACAACAUUUCGGAUUACAUUACGUGAUUCAUUUUAUAGACUAUUUUUCGUUUUUAACAAUAGAUUUUAGAUAAAGCUGCUUCAGAUGUAUUGAACGAGUUCUGUAGCAUUGAAUCUGGAUUCCACUGUGUUAACUAACUAUUCUGUAGCUUAAACUUUAUAAAAACCUCUACAAGAUGUAAAUCAGGCCUUUCUCCCUUUGUAGUAUCCUCUACCCAAAAAAAACGAAAAAAAAAGCAUUUGGGGUUCAAAAUGAGCCAUAGAAUCUAGAAAUACAUUUCUGGUCUUACAAUUUUCUUCUGUGUGUUGGUUGUAGUAAUGGGUGAUUCUGCUAAUGCAACCCCUGUUCAAUCUGCACCACCAACCCCUGGCACUCCAGGUGCACCACUUUUUGGUGUAAGGGUGGACAGAGCUCCCAAUGGAAAGCGGACUCUGCUCAACGGUUGCAAUUCAUGUUUGUCCAUCGAAUCAUGGGUUGAAGAAAGGGUCUUCUCAGACUUGCCUGCUGCAUUGCCCUCAGUUUCUCUUGCAAGAAAGGUUGCAGCAGAAUUCAUUGGGACCUUCAUGCUCAUAUUCGCUGGGACUGCAACGGCCAUUGUGAAUGAAAAAACAGGUGGUUCUGUGACACUGAUAGGCCUUGCCGCUACAGGUGGUUUGGCUGUUAUGAUUAUCAUAUUGUCAACUGGCCACAUAUCCGGGGCUCACCUCAAUCCUUCACUCACCAUAUCCUUUGCAGCUCUUCGCCAGUUUCCUUGGAUUCAGGUACCGGCUUACAUAGGAGCACAGGUGCUUGCAUCCAUUUGUGCAUCAUUUGUACUGAAAUUAAUAUUUCAUCCAUUUUUGAGCGGUGGGGUUACAGUUCCCUCUGGUAGCUACAUUCAAAGCUUUGCUUUGGAGUUCUUCAUCACUUUCAAUCUCAUGUUCGUUGUCACAGCUGUGGCUACAGAUACUCGUGCUGUGGGUGAACUUGCAGGAAUAGCAGUGGGUGCUACAGUCAUGCUUAACAUACUUGUUGCAGGAACAAGUUCUGGAGCUUCCAUGAAUCCUGUUAGAACUCUGGGGCCUGCAAUUGCAGCACACAACUACAAAGGCGUAUGGAUAUAUCUUAUAGCACCAAUUUUGGGAGCACUAACAGGAGCUGCUGCCUACACAGCCGUUCGUCUCAAAGGGGAAGAUAAUCAAGGCAGGCCUACUAGAAGUUUCAGAAGGUGAUCUCAUCUGUAUAUGAAGCUUAUAGCUUAUAAGCUAUAGCAUACAUACCCAAUAAACAUAUCAUAAAUAAACACCCAUCUCAGCUAUUCUCAUAUAUAUUGUUGAAAAAGUGUACCAGCUAGGGAAACUAUCUCAUGUUUGUUACCAAAUCUGUUCUGUAAAUAAACUAUAAUACAAUUGUCGAUGUUA